GUUCGCCGCAUUCCACCCCGCUCAGUAUCUAAAAUCUGCGCGAACGCAUUCCUAUCGCAUUCCAAACAUUCCGCUCGUGGAGUUUCUUCUAUGUGCGCUGUGUGUAUCGCUCGAUUCGAGCGCGAGUGUGAACUUAAAUGUCAAAUAAACAAAACCCCGCGCGCACCGCACAAAAAGGAAUUUCAAUUGGAAAUCGGUUUUGAGGCGCGUUCGAGCACGGCGACGGCAAUUUUUCCCCCCAAAACCCAGAAGAAAAAUUCCACUGGCCGCGAAGAGUUCUGGCUGUGAAAAGCGGGUGAAAAAGUGCAAAACAGUUUAGCGUGAAAUCGCGCGACAAAAAGCAUCAGUUUCGCAGUGAAACGGUCGGUCGAGUCGAGAUUUCAGAUUACAACGUCGAGAUUGGCGUUUGUUGUUUUUCCAGAGCAAUUUCGCGUUGUGCGAUUAGCCGUGGAGUUGUUCAGUUCAAGUGUUGUGACUCUUUCGAGAGCUGCUGUGGAAUUCGUCGCGUGAUUAGCUUUUUGCGGAUUGAGCUGGUAUCAGACCCUGGGCAGGCUCGAGGACGACUGUGACCCGUGAACGCUAGCCUUCCGGCCUUAUCUACAAAUAACGAGACUGCUUUGGAGGCCUAAAAAUUAGCUGAGGAGCAAGGGACAUUCCACGACCCGACCGAACUGCCCGCAUUUUUGUUGAUUUCUAUGUGGGAGCAACAAAACAAUAGUCACGGUCCGCGCCUGCCCCCGUCCGCACUUACCGCGACAGCGAGUGAGAAAAUUUCUUUUGGAAUGCGGCUGGCAAUUGUCUGAGCUGUGGGACCGCACAUUGCCACUCAGCCGUCGAGCGAGCCAGCUGCUGCUGAACAGCAGGCCCCAAUUCUGCACCGGCCGUCAUCGUCGCCGCCGUCUUGAAACAUCGCGAAGAGCCCGCAGUCGACAGAUAUUCACAGCUCCUCCGGGCCCUCGAGGUAGUCCAGGCCGGCCUGCAGUCUAUCGAGUACGCCCCAGUCCCAGUCGCCGCAUUCAUGUUUUAUUGAUUUUUCGUCAUCGUGCCUAUCUCCGGUUUGUUUGCGAGCCCGCGCACUCAGUCGCCUCCCUCGCCUCCGGCUCCGUCAUUCGACACCCUAUCCACGUUCUCCCUGCCUCGAGGGAUAUCUUCACAUUCCCUGCCAGCACACGGCCCAACCUCUAAGAACCCUCGCAUCAGUACCCCUCGUACUCACGUCUUCCCAACGGCUUGUGCGCGUAAAGGACAUUGAAACGUAAACACAGAGCAGAGGGAAAGGAAAAGUCGAGAGCGGAAAGUGUCAACCAAGGACUGUUGGGAGUUCAUUCGCUCGAGUUCAUAAGGAGCGCGUCCUGUCUCGGCCUCAAGUUACAUAAAAGCCGAUCCAAAACGGAUAAUCUAGAAACCCCAACGGAUUGUUUUUCGGGGAGCGUUUGGGCUGCUCCACUCGUCAGCGAAGUGAAAGUCCACGCCAGGAUAUCGACGUUUCCAGCCUCAGUGUUUAACGACCCAAAUGUCUGUAAUGGAAUCGCCACUGGAGGUGCUAUCGCGGGCGGCCACGAUGGUCCAGGACAACGCAAACGAAGCUCGCCUAACUACCAAAGAACUGCCAACAACAAAAUGGCGUCGUGAUCGUCGUUUACGUGCAAACGAAUAUCAUCACCAUUCACAUUCAUCUUCAUCAUCAAUGUCACCAUUGUCACCCCAAAAUUUACAUCAUCCGCAUUCACCUCAAAACAGUACGAACAACACCAAUGGCAACAUGGUCAGACCACUCAGUGAAACCACACAGAAUUCUAUAACAGAAACACCAUUGGAUAUGUCAGUGACAUCGGCUAUGGUAAAGCAACGUAGCCCGCCACCACCCUACAGAGAACCAUUGCCAGGAUCUACAUUUGCCACGGCCUUAGCUCGACCUAGCGUCAUAACUCAGGCUCCUCCAAAACGUGAUAGCAACAACCAUAAUCAGAAUUUCAAUUCAAUCUCGAAUCGUGAAAAUGACAAUAGUGUAACUGCAGAAUCGAAUUCCGUAUGUGAUCCCGUGAUCGAUGAGCAUUUCCGUCGGUCCUUAGGCGCUGACUACAUGAACCUUUUCAAGAAGAAAUCAUCACCGCCCACAUCGUCAGCGUCAUCACCCCAAGAACCGCAACCAGCACCGCCUGGACCCCAACAAAAGGAUGAAGAAUCCGAGGAGCAACAUUCGCCAAAACAUCGAACAACAGUCACGGUUAACGGAGAAUCUGUCGGUACAUCGGUAGACGAUCACUUUGCCAAGGCACUAGGGGACACCUGGAAGAAACUGCAAGCAGAUAAAGCUAAAAAUGACGAAUAAAUCUAAAUUCUAGUUUUAAGGAGAUACAUUUACAUUUACAAUUACACAACUAGCGUAAAUGCUCUGAACGGGAAGUGAAUGAAAAUGCAACGUUGAGCCGUUGUAUUUGUUAUUUUUAUAAAAUGUAAUGAAUUACAAAACAAACAUGAUUACCGAAAAAUUAACUAAUAUAUCUUAUUGAUGACAUGCUUGAAAUAUUCUUGGUAGAAAGUCUAAAGUUUUAUGAAUGAUUGAAUGAUUUAUCGCGUUCUUAAGUACAUAAUCUGUAGUUGUAAGGAUUUAUCUAAAUAUGAAGAGAAUAAAGAAGGCAUAAUGUGACCGUGAUCUAUGACUUAAUUAUUGUAUUUGUGUUAAAUUUUCUUGAAACGACGCUACUGAACAUUUAUUUUUCAUAAAUUCUCUUUAUUUCGUUUUAAGAUCAAUGAAUUCCUAUAAAUUUAAUAUUAUUUUGAUUCCUCCUAAUUUUAUUCUAGUUUUAAAGAGACGUCUGAGGUGUAUUUUUUCUUGCUCGCUAUGUAAAAUAUUGAUAGAAGGGAUAUCCGAAAGUAUCAGAAAACUCAUACAUUUGUACAUUAGGGUAUAAAUAUUAUAAAUUUUAUCUGGAAUUUGUAUGAUUAUUUUUUGUCACCUGUGGUGAAUAUAUGAAUACGUUAAUCUUA
Hermetia illucens (black soldier fly) is the source of this 2991-nucleotide messenger RNA. It is a transcript of the gene Tgi, whose product is annotated as transcription cofactor vestigial-like protein 4. The transcript has 3 exons. The record is from RefSeq and is a predicted model, not a curated record. Gene Ontology annotation, biological process: negative regulation of DNA-templated transcription. The coding region runs from base 1514 to 2332 and encodes 272 amino acids. NCBI's taxonomy places the organism in Eukaryota, Metazoa, Arthropoda, Insecta, Diptera, Stratiomyidae. Gene Ontology annotation, molecular function: transcription coactivator binding.